Molecule: messenger RNA, 1616 nt
Organism: Cygnus atratus (black swan)
Lineage: Eukaryota; Metazoa; Chordata; Aves; Anseriformes; Anatidae
Product: transmembrane protein 121-like
Exons: 2
Coding region: 114-1253 (379 amino acids)
Source: RefSeq, a predicted model, not a curated record
CUGAGCCCCGGGGACCGGGCGAGGGUCUCCCCCCGUCCCCAGCCGCGUCCCCGUUUCCCUCCCCUCGCCGAGCCCUCCUGCCCCCGCUGCGCCGCGCCGAGGGUCCCCGAGCGAUGCUGCGAGCGGACAGCGAGAGCCGGCCGCGGACCCCCGCUCCCUCGCCCCGGCCGUCGUCCCUCCGUGCCGCUCCCCGCCCCGGCCCGGAGCAGCUCCCUUCCACGUCGCCGCUCUCCUGCUGCAGCCCGUCCGCACGCUCAGCCGAAGGCUCGGGACAUGCAGGGUUCGGGGCUUUCGCCUGUCCGGGCACCCCCAGGAUGGUUCCCCCCCCGCCCAUCAGCAAGCCCCACGUGUGCCUCUCCACGGUGCUCAUCAUGAGCAGCCUCAUCCUCAUGGAUGCCUACCUGGUGGAGCAGAGCCAGGGCUCCAGGAAGCUGGGCAUCUGCGUCAUGGUGGCGGUGGGCGACGUGUGCUUCCUGCUGGUGCUCCGCUACGUGGCCAUCUGGGUCGGGGCGGAGGUGAAGACAGCCAAGCGGGGCUACGCCAUGAUCCUCUGGUUCCUCUACGUCUUCGUUCUGGAGAUCAAGGUCUACUUUGUCUACCAGAACUACAAAGCUGACCGGAAGAGCCUGGACCUCAUGGCCCGCAAAGCGCUGACCUUGCUGCUCUCCAUCUGCAUCCCGGCCCUCUACGUGCUGCUGGUGGCCACGGAACGCAUGGAGUACGUCCGGACGUUCAAGAAGAAGGAAGAUCUCCGCAACCGCCUCUUCUGGGUCAUCGUGGACAUGCUGGAUGUGCUGGACAUCCAGGCCAACCUGUGGGAGCCCCAGAAGAAGGGUCUGCCGCUCUGGGCGGAGGGCAUCAUGUUCUUCUACUGCUACAUCUUGCUCCUGGUCCUCCCUUGCGUGUCCCUCUGCGAGAUCAGCAUGCAAGGCAUCGGCAUCGUGCCGCACCGGAUGAUGCUGUACCCCAUGCUGAGCAUGCUCACCGUCAACAUCACCACCACCUUCAUCCGCGGCAGCAACAUGGUCUUCUUCAGGGACGCCCGCGUCUCCAGCAUCUUCAUGGGCAAGAACAUGCUGGCCAUCGGCCUGAAGGUCUGCAUGUUCGUGCAGUACCAGCGGCACCGGAACCAGGCGCCGCCGGGGCCGGGCCCUGCCCCGCAGGGCGCCUGCCAGCCCCAGCCCUCCCCGGCGCCGGGCAAGUCCCGGGACCAGCCCGCUUGCCCCGAGGAGCUGGCCCAGGACAACACGUGAUGCACCAGCCCGGGCGCCGCCACGCUCGGCCGUCCCCGCGAAACGCCAGGAGGGCCGCGGCGCCCCUGGACAGCGGGGACUGAUCCUGCCUCUCCUCCCUCCCUGGGUGAAGGCGCUCCGGUCCCCGAGGGCAGCCGAGCGGUGCAGGACCACGGCCCCCCGGCUCGGCCCGGGGCUGCGCGGGGACGCCGCCUGCCCCACCUCGGCCUCUUGGCCCCGCUCCCCGUGCUGCGGGAGCCGGGUGCCCACGCUGGGGGGAGCGAGGACUUCCUCCUCCUUCUUGGACAGCCGCAGGCUCGGCGGGGGCUCGGCCACGGGACCUUUUUCGUGUGUCCCCCUUUGCAAUAAAAGACCUGAGCCCUC